UACUUCACUACCAUGAAAUGCUAAGUGACUCUGAUACAGAAUCAGAGUGUAGUUUGGAUUCCCUCAUCGUUGGGGAUGAUUAUGAAAUCGUCUUUACCUGUAUGUUGGAUCAAUCCAAUUUACAGAAAUACAAUUUUCUCAACCCACCAGCACCUACACCAGCACCAGCACCAGCACCAGCACCACCACAACCACAACCACAACCACAACCACAAUCACCAUUACCACCUCUGCCACCACCACCACCACCACCAUCUCCAUCACCACCAGCACCACUGCAAAGUGCUGCUAAAAAAAGAAGAGAAGAAUUGAAGACAUUUAUCAUGGAGCAUCCGUCACUUUGGUCAGUAAUACAAAGGCCUCGUGAAAAUAGAAAAUAUGAAGGAAGUGAAAAUCCAAAAUAUGAAGGAAGAGUUGAUAAGUACUACUGGAAUUAUUUGGAGAAAACAAUGUUCCGAUCUUUAAAGGAUGUUGAAAGGUACAUAGAAUCAGGUAUUGUCCCAAAAUAUGUGCCAAAGAAUAAGAAGCCAAGACUUGAAGCAAACAAUAUUGUGGAUGAAAAAUUUCAUGAGCACAUAAGCAGCCAAGGGGCUAUGAGUUCUACUUAGGAUUCGUAAGCGAACCUUCAUAAUAUUGUUUCAGGGAAGGUAGUUCGAUUGAGGAUUAUUUAACAAAAUCAGCUGCAAAAGAUGGAUUUUCGUCUAUAACGAUUGUCCUUUUUUUUUUUAAUAAUUGUACCUCACCUUUAUUAGCAAGAUGAGCUUCCGGUGGAUGUGUAUUGUAGACUGAGAUAUGGUUGGAGGUGGGAGUAAAAAUUAUUAUGUUUUGCUUGUUCGU
Messenger RNA from Macadamia integrifolia, 837 nucleotides. RefSeq names its product leiomodin-2-like. Bases 18 to 608 code for a protein of 196 amino acids. Lineage: Eukaryota; Viridiplantae; Streptophyta; Magnoliopsida; Proteales; Proteaceae. The record is from RefSeq and is a predicted model, not a curated record. The transcript has 3 exons.